Molecule: messenger RNA, 303 nt
Organism: Dentiscutata erythropus
Lineage: Eukaryota; Fungi; Glomeromycota; Glomeromycetes; Diversisporales; Gigasporaceae
Source: the annotation of a GenBank genome assembly
AUGGACCAUAAGAGAAAAUCGCACCCCGUCUUUUGGAAGAUGAAAGAGGUGACAAUGUUGAUGAAAACGAAAAGAGAAAACGAUGAAACCGAAGAAACGAUAAUGCUGACAAAAGAGACGACGGUGCUGAUUGGGAAGCCUGCUAGUUCUGGACAAGGGAUUGGCUAUGUAGAUGACGACAAUAAUAAUGCCAAUAAUGGCGAUAAUAAUGAUUUGUAUAACUGGCGAUGUGCAAAUAUAGAUAGCCCUAAUAGUUCUGAGAAAUUUUUUACUGGAAAAUUGAAUGAUCCUAAUGGUUAUUGA